Danio rerio (zebrafish) is the source of this 711-nucleotide messenger RNA. RefSeq names its product suppressor APC domain containing 2 (gene sapcd2). Lineage: Eukaryota; Metazoa; Chordata; Actinopteri; Cypriniformes; Danionidae. The record is from RefSeq and is marked validated.
CACGCCCCAGAGUUUGAGGAAAACUUGUGCAGCAGUUUGAGGAAGAUCACCUGAGAAAGCGGAACCGAUCAAUAAACCGAUCAGUGAAACACAGAUCGAUGGCUUUGAUUCAAACCGACCACAACGGCACGCGGAACGGGCUAAUCAAUAGUCUGCACGGCGGCGUCAGGACAGACUGCACGGUUCCCGACGCGGCGCUGCCCCGAGCGUUCCUCCACAGUCUGCGGACGUUAUUCGACAUUCUGGACGAUCAACGGCGCGGGUUUGUUCACCUGUCGGAGAUCGAGAGCCGGUGGCGCGGCGCGGGGGAGCGGGAUCUGCCCGCGGGGGUUCUGGAGAGUCUGCGUCGGGUCGCGCCGGUUAACGGCUGCCUGUCCUUCGAGCGGUUCGUCGCGGGACUCAGAAACUCCAUGUUCGUCCCGGAGACCGGCAGCAGACCGGCAGAGCACCCGCAGUGGAGAACCGAGGACGGGAGAGUCCGGCCGCUGGGCCAGAGUAACUUAGUAAACACGCUCCACAACCGGCAGCCCGGAAGGGGCCGACCUCGGGAGAGCUCAGCCUUCACGGAUAAACACGCCGUUUCUUCCCGUUACUCCGCCUUUCCGGUCGCGUCGCGGAGCUGCGGAGUGACGGAGAGUUCAUAUCGAUCCGGACAGGACCCGCUUCAGCCCCGACCCACCGACCCACCGAAACACCCCGAGCAGAGAAACG